Molecule: messenger RNA, 2548 nt
Organism: Wyeomyia smithii (pitcher-plant mosquito)
Lineage: Eukaryota; Metazoa; Arthropoda; Insecta; Diptera; Culicidae
Product: calpain-7-like
Exons: 5
Coding region: 272-2416 (714 amino acids)
Biological process (GO): proteolysis
Molecular function (GO): calcium-dependent cysteine-type endopeptidase activity
Source: RefSeq, a predicted model, not a curated record
AACAGAAAUCAUCGCAAAAAAUGUCAUCAUCUUUAAUCUACCGAAUCAACAGAUAAUCCUUUCAAAAACAAACAAAACAGAUUUCCUUCAGCUGACUCAUGCAUCUCUCCUGCUGUGAAACGUAAAAGAAAACGGCGAUUCUUAUCGACUUAGCUUCUUUUGUGGCCUGUGCAUGCGGACGAAAAUAGCUCAUUCCGAAUGUUAUACAGCCACACCAAGGACCGCGAAGAAACCAACAUUCAGUGUUGAUCGGUUGAAAACAACGUAAACUAUGUCGAGUGAAGCCGAGUGCCGUGGGAUUCUAUCCCGGGCACUGGAUGCAGAUGAAGCUGGCCAAAAGGAGCUGGCUAUCGAACUGUACGGGAAAGCAGUGGAAGCUAUUCUGCGUAUUGACGAUCGCGAGAAACGAGAAAAGUUGAACAGGUUUGCCAUGCAGGCCCUGGAACGUGCCGAAGAAUUGAAAGGAAUCAAAUAUGUUCCGGCGGAGCCGACAACAACGCGACCAGUCCGAAGCAGCACCAGUGUCUUAAGUCCUGGACAAAGCCCCAAACUAGAGGUUAGUGGAUCCCAUAAUACCUACACAAAUGAGGAGAAAAAAGUCCUCGAAUAUACUUCGCACAUCAACUCGAAGGUGUAUGUUCCGUUCAUGGAUAUAGAUCUGAUGGAAAAGUUCGUCUUUUCUAUUCCGUUUACCGAUAAGGAUGGAGUCCUGGAGCUGGCACCGAAGCAGAAGCGCGACUUUGUCCAAUGGGUGAGGGUGAGUGAACUGUGCGAACAACCAAAGCUGAUUGCUGGGGAUCAUGCCGAUUUUUACAGCAUUCGGCAGACGGUGGUUUCAGACUGCAGUUUCGUAGCAUCGCUGGCAGUUGCUUCGCUGUACGAGAAACGAUUCAAUCGAAGAAUUUUAACGUCGAUCAUCUACCCGAGAAACAGCCGCGAUGAACCGAUCUACAACUCGAGCGGAAAGUAUUCGAUUCGUAUGCACGUGAACGGGAUCCCCCGGAAGGUGGUGAUUGAUGACUAUCUGCCACUGGGCAGGCAUCAUCAGCUGCUGUGUUCCUACUCGAGUAAUAAAAGUGAAUUUUGGGUGUCUCUGCUAGAGAAAGCGUACAUGAAGCUGAUGGGAGGAUAUGAUUUUCCCGGGUCUAACAGUAACAUUGACUUGCACGCUUUGACCGGCUGGAUUCCGGAGCGUGUAGCAAUCCGUCCGAAUGAUUCUGAUUUCGAUGCUGAUGGUGUUUUCAAUCGACUCAAGGAAGGUUUGAGUGUUGGGCGAUGUUUGGUCACGGUAGCGACUGGUGAUCUGUCGGAUGCCGAAGCUGAACGCACUGGGUUAGUUUCGACUCAUGCUUAUGCAGUACUUAACAUGCGUGAGGUGGAUGGGGUAAAGCUGUUGCAGUUAAAGAAUCCUUGGUCGCAUCUCCGCUGGCGUGGAAACUAUUCAGAGCUAGAUGUAACGCACUGGACACCGGAAUUGCAGCAGCUAUUGGACUAUGAUCCUAAGAUGGCAGCCAACUACGACAAUGGAGUUUUCUGGAUCGACUACAACUCGAUACUGAACUUUUUCGAAGUGUUCUAUCUGAACUGGGAUCCAGCUCUGUUUCAGUUUACCUACUGCAUUCAUCAGUCGUGGUCAGCGGGUGUUGGACCUUCGAAAGAUGCCUACAACGUUGGGGAUAAUCCUCAGUUCAGUUUGACUGUUCCGGCUGGUAAAGGUUCCGUUUGGAUCCUGCUAACGAGACACAUCACGACGAUCGAAGACUUUCGCGAAAACCGAGAAUAUAUCACAGUCCUAGUGUAUAAAAAUAAUGGUAAACGAGUCUACUAUCCCUCGGAUCCACCACCUUUUAUCGACGGGGUCCGAAUCAACAGUCCACACUAUCUGUGCAAAAUUCGCUUGAACCCGAGUUCCGUUCGGCGUUACACACUUGUGAUAUCGCAAUAUGAAAAGACAGCGACCAUUUAUUACUCACUGCGAGCUUAUUGUCGCGAUAAGUUUGAACUAAAGAAGAUCGACAGUCACUUCACGACCGUAGAAAAUCUCAACGGCGAGUGGAAAGGUCGAACGGCGGGUGGAUGUCCAAAUCAUCCGCUGACUUACAAGCACAAUCCGCUUUACCGGUUGAACGUGGGUUCAAAAGACCCCAGCCAGCUGGUGGUGGAACUACGUGGCCCAAAAGUCUACCAGGUUGGGCUGGAACUUACGGUCGUCUCACUGGAGAACCCGGAAGUGACGGCCCCGUUCAUAUCACAGACGACCGGCAACUAUCGGUCCGGUUUCUGCGUGCUGGAUUUGGAAGGUAUCCCAGCCGGAGUGUAUCAGCUGCGUCCGUCCACGUUUCUGCCCGAACAGGAAUCACCCUUUUUUCUCAAGUUCAAAUCAACAACGAAUUUGAUCGUCGAGAAGUUAAACUGAAUCGAUGCAUCGAUGGGUUUCCCUUAAUCGCAUUUUAAGAUAAAAGUUAAGUUGCAAUAUCACUAACACUGUUGCGAUGUUUAAGUUGUACGUAUAUUUAUUAUGCAAAUAAAAAACUGCAUUACUAUUUUA